AUGGAAGGAGUGAAUGAGAACGCCUUAUCCCAGAGCUACUUUUGUGAAAAGAAAAGGAAGUUCAUAGAAAGAGAGAAAUGGAGCAACAAAUUGGAAUUCGUCCUGUCAGUUGUUGGAGGAAUUAUUGGACUGGGCAACAUUUGGAGGUUUCCUUAUCUCUGUUACAAGAAUGGAGGAGGUGCAUUCCUCAUUCCAUAUUUUUUAUUCCUCUUUACCUGUGGAAUUCCAGUGUUUUUCCUUGAAAUUGCACUUGGACAGUAUACAAGUCAAGGUGGAAUAACAGCUUGGAGAAAGAUCUGUCCCCUCUUUGAGGGUAUAGGUUAUGGAACAAUACUCAUUGAUUUGUAUCAGACUAUUUAUUACAUCAUUAUUCUCACUUGGUCUAUCUUCUACUUCUUCAAUUCAUUCUUUGCUGAACUGCCAUGGAUUCAAUGUGGACAACAAUGGAACACAGAUAACUGUGUGGAAUUUACUAAGAACUCCUCAGCUAGCAAUUGGACAAAAGGAGAAAAUGCCACCAAGCCCAUCAUUGAGUUUUGGGAGAAACGUGUACUGAGGGUGUCAGCUGGAAUUGAGCAUGUAGGUACUAUCCAUUGGCAACUAGCACUUUGCCUUCUGUUGAUCUGGAUUAUUUGCUUCUUCUGUAUCUGGAAGGGAGUUAAGUUAACUGGCAAGGUUGUAUACUUCACUGCUAUCUUCCCUUACGUGAUGCUUUCCAUUCUUCUCAUCAGAGGAUUAACUUUGCCAGGUGCUGCUGAAGGAGUUAAGUUCUAUUUAUCCCCUGAUAUUUCCAGGCUAGCUGACCCUCAGGUAUGGAUGGAUGCUGGUACCCAGGUCUUGUUUAGCUUUGCUGUCUGUUUGGGUGCCCUCAUUGCUUUGGGGAGCUACAAUGACUUCAAUAAUAACUGUUAUAGAGACUGUUUGUUCAUGAGUGCCUUGAAUAGUGGAACCAGCUUCAUAUCUGGGUUUGCCAUCUUUUCUGUCCUUGGAUUUAUGGCACUUGAGGAAGGAGUGCCCAUUUCUGAUGUGGCUACUUCUGGUCCUGGUCUAGCUUUCAUUGUCUAUCCAAAGGCAAUUACAUUGAUAGCUUUCCCUCAGCUUUGGGCCUGUUUGUUCUUUAUCAUGAUUAUCCUCCUGGGGCUGGACAGUCAGUUUGUAGGUAUAGAAAGCCUGGCAACAGCAAUAUUGGAUAUGUUUCCUGAGAUUUCCCAAAGAAAAUAUUCCAGGAUGAUAGUUAUCAUGGGCAUCUCAAUCUUUUCAUUUGCUAUUGGUCUAUUAAUGCUGACAGAGGGUGGGAUAUAUGUUUUUCAACUUUUCGAUACCUACGCAGUCAGUGGAACAUCUAUUCUGCUCCUGUCAUUGUUUGAAACAACCUGUGUCAGUUGGGUAUAUGGUGUCAACCGUAUCUAUGACAACAUUGAGGCAAUGAUUGGAUACAGGCCCUGGUCAUACAUGAAGUGGUGUUGGCUCGUCUUUACUCCUGGCAUAUGUCUUGGUACUUGUUUUUUCUCACUGAUUAAAUACAGCCCUCUCAAAUACAACAAAACGUAUGUAUAUCCAAUAUGGGGCUAUGCUUUGGGAUGGUUUCUUGCAAUCUCCUCCGUGUCAUGUGUUCCUUUUUGGAUGCUUUAUAAGAUCUGCACGACUGAAGGCACCCUUAAAGAGGUAAUGCAUUAUUUUGUUUAUAGACUUUGA
Messenger RNA from Hemiscyllium ocellatum (epaulette shark), 1695 nucleotides. Its product is annotated as sodium- and chloride-dependent GABA transporter 2-like. Gene Ontology annotation, biological process: sodium ion transmembrane transport. The coding region runs from base 1 to 1695 and encodes 564 amino acids. Lineage: Eukaryota; Metazoa; Chordata; Chondrichthyes; Orectolobiformes; Hemiscylliidae. The transcript has 13 exons. The record is from RefSeq and is a predicted model, not a curated record. Gene Ontology annotation, cellular component: membrane.